GCUGCAUGCAUGAUGCCUUCGAUCCUUCAGCUUAAACCUUGGGCAUCCAUGUUCAUGACGAUUUGAAUGGGCUUAGUGUAACGUUUCCAACCUAGCGAUACGCACCGGCGGGAUAACUCAAAGCCAAACUUCGGAUGAUGAAAUUGUGCGUCUCCGAGACAAAGCUAUCAGUCUGGCUACCCCUCACUAAUGCCACUGCUUUAUUCCAACAUCAAGCGCCUCGCAUAUUGAUUGGAGUUAUUGCUUGUGAAACGGCUUGUGAUGGCUUCAACCAAUACAUCCGACGCGCUUGGCCAAUCUCUGGGGCUUUUACAGUCUCUCCAACAACAUGCGACAUCACCCAUCAUCACAUGGCUAUUGCUACCACUGCUAGGCGUAGCUUUCCUCCGCCAUGUAUUCAGGCCAAAGGCAAACGAGCCUCCGAGCUUGCCGGGCCUCAUUCCCUAUGUCUCAAACACAUAUCAGUACAUCACGGACAACAGCAGAUUCCUCGAACGCGCAACCGAAGCAUUAAAGAAAAGCAGCGUCGUGAAGUUCAAUCUCGGUGCCAACACUGUCUAUCUGGUUGCAGGCUCUCACAAUGUGCAAAAGCUAUUUCGCAACAGCUCGAACAACACGCUCAGCUCGGACAAGUUCAUCGUCAUGGUCAAUGGCCGGGUGCAGGGGAUGACCGACGAGGACGUGGCGGUGAUGUACAACGACAGAUCUGGUCGUCUGAAGACACCAGCCGCGGGCACUGAGAGCAUGCCUGAGAAUCAGAGGUUCUGGGUUGACUUGCAUCACGUCUUCAACGAGCAUCUCUUUCGCGCCGAGGCUACCGCAAGGUUAGCGGAGUCAUUCAUCACCUUCUUCGGCGAGAAACUCGACCAGCAGCCGCGUGAUGAGUGGAAAACCUUGCAACUGUUCAAGUAUCUCAAAAAGGAUAUGGCAGAAGCUGCAACGAUAUCGCUUGCAGGGCGAAAACUGAUUGAGGAUCAUCCGGAAUUCGUCGACAUAUUCUGGGGAUUCGAUACGAUUGCGAUGCAGCUCAUGUACGGCCUUCCAACUUGGAUCAAUCCCCGACCGAAACAGAUUCAGCGCAAGACUUUGUCCAUGAUGUCGGACUUCGUGACGGACGCGUGGGCCAAGUUCGAUUGGAACGGACCGGAUGCUGAUGCGGACUGGGAACCGAUUUUUGGCUCGAGACUCCAACGUGAACAUACGAAAUUUUGGCAGAAGAAGGGAUUCUCUCUUCAGUCGCGUGCUGGGAUGUACAUUGGAAAUAUUACAGGCAUCAACUCAAACUCCGUUCCUCAAACAGCUUGGGCCGUUAUGGAAGUCAUUAAAGACCAGGCGCUUUUCCAAGCAGUCCGUCAUGAAGUUGACGCGGUUACCAUUACGGAUCCCAAGACAGGGAAGCCGACUUUUGACGUGGGAAAGCUUGUCACCCUCCCCUUGCUUCAGUCCAUCUAUGUCGAAACACUGCGAAUGCAUGUGUCCAUCAAUAUCACCCGAGAAGUAAUGGAGCCAAUGGAAUUAGAUGGCUAUCAUCUUAGUAAAGGCUCUCUGAUCCAAGCACCAACGCAGAUUGGCCACCGUGAAGAAUCGGUUUGGGGUGUCGAGGGGCACCCUGCAUCGGAAUUCUGGGCGGAACGUCACAUCAAGCACGUCGAGAAGGAGGAUGAAAAUGGCAAAGUCCACAAAAUCAAGGAAUUUGCCAUGGCUGGAAGACCGAGCGACUUCUUCCCCUACGGUGGUGGUGUGUCCAUGUGUCCGGGGCGUUUCUUUGCCAAGCAGGAGAUCAUGCUGGCCGUCGCCAUGAUUGCGUCUCGUUUUGAUAUUGAAUUUGAAGAUUGGGUCAACUUUGAUGGGUCGCAUUCCGAGAGACCGCCUGAAAAUGACAAGGCGUAUGUUGGGGCGGGAGCUGUACCGCCGGACAGAGAUAUGCGGAUACGGUGGAAGAGACGUUAGUAACUGUUUUCGGUGUUCGAUUGAAUCCAAACCUCUAUUUCAAUGACCAAAUGCGAGAGAAUUUCAAUGGAAAUCAAUGAAACUUUUACGGAAAGAAUUCCACAAUUCAACUAAUCGAGGGCGAUGGUGGAGUAAGAGUUGAGUUCAUGAAGUGUCACGGGGACCACCGCAUUUUUGGAACACAUCGAGGAAGUCAAAAUUGAUGUAAUAGUGCCAUUAAGGUCAUGAUCAUUAUGAGU
Messenger RNA from Colletotrichum phormii, 2189 nucleotides. RefSeq names its product cytochrome P450. Gene Ontology annotation, molecular function: heme binding; iron ion binding; oxidoreductase activity, acting on paired donors, with incorporation or reduction of molecular oxygen. Bases 262 to 1950 code for a protein of 562 amino acids. The record is from RefSeq and is a predicted model, not a curated record. Lineage: Eukaryota; Fungi; Ascomycota; Sordariomycetes; Glomerellales; Glomerellaceae. The transcript has 3 exons.